UCCACGCCUUUGGCUGUGAAGGCCAAGAGAUUGAAAUGAAUGUCUUCCAAAAAAAGAAAAACCAAUCUCAUUCCAUAAUCCAAUAAAUUUCUGAUUUAGAAUUUCAGGUGUGAGUUGAUCUUUUACAGCUCAAGAUGGAUACGCACUUUGGCUAUGAGCCAUCUUCAGCUGCUGCAUCGGUCUAUUCAUGUAGACCAGAAUCCGAGUUCUUCAAAACCAUGUCCAGAAGGACUUCUUCGGUUGCAGACACAUUUCAGGAACUAGAAAGUGUCGGAGAGGUUGUUACAAGAUACGAGUUGGAUAUGGCAUGCGUUUGUGAGAAGUUGGCCAACUUGAACUUACUCUUGAUGCAUAUGGAAACGAUAGAGGACGGAUUCGAGGCCUUUGUAUCCGAUACGAAUCCGAAUAUGAGUGAUCUGGAAGUCAAAGCGCUGGAGUUUGACUUUUUGUCCGGGUUCCUGAACUCUGAGGUGCAAGUGUUGGAGGCGAACAUAUCAGAUUUUCUGAGGGAUAAAAGUAAUAUGCAGGAGUUUAUAUCUUCAAGCAAGUUGUUGGGAGAUGCCUCAAUGGAACAGGAAGAUAUGUUGCGCGAUUCGGAAAAGUCAUUGCAGCAUUCUAUGGAUCAGCUUUUGGAAUUGAAAGCGCGCGCUGCAAUGUUUGAGAAGAACGUUUCAAGAUUUUACGGAGGAGAAACUCGCAAGGAAAACGAUUCUGAGGCGGCAGGCAACAACGAGCUUCCUGAACUGAAAGACAAGAUGAACUUGCAUACUAUGGAACAUCAGAGACAUAUUUUAAGGAUGCUUGAGAAAUCAUUGGAAAGAGAGAUAGAGUUCGAGAAGAGGCUGUCCGAGUCAACUCAAAUCGAAGAAGCGCUGACCCUGAGGCUGCAUGCUUCCGAGCAAGAAGUUAUUUUAGCCGAAGAAGAAACUACGGUCACAUUGGAAAAGCUGUAUGACGCUGAUCACUCAUCCGAGAUCCUAAUGGGAAUCUCGAAAGACUUGUUGGGUAAGAUGAAGACGUUACAAACGGAUCUUAAAAAACCGGCCUCUAAAGAUCAAGAAACUCAGAAAGCAAAUAUGGAAAAGGAUAACAUGAUCAAAGAUUUGAAACAACGACUUGCAGAGGCAGAAUACAGGGCUGCGAACGCUGAGUCUAAGAUCAAGUUGCUAACGAAAACUAGUAACGAGCUCAAAAGUUCAUCGGAGAAGGUGGUAAUGCUUGAGAGAAAGCUUAGGGAUGCUAAAACAAAGCUAAAAAAUAACAAAUCCCGGACAAACAGUUUUGAAAACCUCGAGUCGAUGGUGGUGAUGAUGAUCAGCGUGCCAUACGUGGAAGAAACUGUGGCCGAUGAUUAUUACGCAAUCCCCAGAUUUCUUUGAAAAAUUUAGCUUUAACUUUCAAGCUAUAUGUAUAUAUGAAUGUAAUGAUCAUGAUCUAAAACCUUCACAUUUUCUUGAAACUUAGGCAGAUUUUUCAAGAUUA
This is a messenger RNA of Helianthus annuus (common sunflower), 1482 nucleotides long. RefSeq names its product WPP domain-interacting tail-anchored protein 1-like. Bases 135 to 1379 code for a protein of 414 amino acids. The transcript has 3 exons. NCBI's taxonomy places the organism in Eukaryota, Viridiplantae, Streptophyta, Magnoliopsida, Asterales, Asteraceae. The record is from RefSeq and is a predicted model, not a curated record.